AUGUAUGUUGUAGGUUUAGAUGUAGACACAAGAGCUUAUUUCACAGCAGCUACUUUAAUUAUAGCUGUACCUACUGAUAUAGCUUUCCAUGAUACUUAUUAUGUAGUAGCUCAUUUUCACUAUGUUUUAAGGGUUAAUUUAACAUUCUUCCCUCAACAUUUCUUAGGUUUACAAGGUAUGCCAAGAAGAAUAAGUGAUUAUCCUGAUGCUUUUGCAGGUUGA
Clonostachys solani is the source of this 222-nucleotide messenger RNA. Lineage: Eukaryota; Fungi; Ascomycota; Sordariomycetes; Hypocreales; Bionectriaceae. The record is from the annotation of a GenBank genome assembly.